This is a messenger RNA of Oncorhynchus kisutch (coho salmon), 2314 nucleotides long. RefSeq names its product cyclin-A2. The coding region runs from base 352 to 1647 and encodes 431 amino acids. Gene Ontology annotation, molecular function: cyclin-dependent protein serine/threonine kinase regulator activity. The transcript is spliced from 9 exons. Gene Ontology annotation, biological process: mitotic cell cycle phase transition. Lineage: Eukaryota; Metazoa; Chordata; Actinopteri; Salmoniformes; Salmonidae. The record is from RefSeq and is a predicted model, not a curated record.
UGUGCAUUCGCGGCAUUCGCGGACACAGGGAAUCUGAGUUCUAUCAGCCGCCGUAGCUUCGUGACGUACUUUCGCAUUCGGCUCUGAUUGGCCGUUUCAAUGGUCGCGGGCUACUUGAAUUGAGAAAAAAAGCAGCAUAUCUCUAGCUGCAUGUUCUGAGAAACAAGGGACUUGGUCUAGUUAGCAGUUAUAACAUUUUCUCAAACUGUAUGGCCAGCUAAUGUUGUGUUUUCAUGUAGAGGAUUUUGUUGCGUCAACGGUCCAGAUAGGGUUUCAAAUUUGCAGCGCCGACUUUUGCUAACGUGACUUGUUUGACGUCAGUGAGCCACGAACGGUGGAACAUAGGCUAACAUGUCAGGAUCAACCCAAGGACAAGGAAGCGCAGUUGAUGUUCCACUGCCGGAAUACCAAAACCAAGAAAAUAUGCUGUCCGGACUGAGGGGUACAUUCAAAAACCGUGUGGACAACCAGGAGAACAUUGUCCCAAAAGCGCCACAGAGAACUGUCCUGGGAGCCUUGCAAAACAACAAACGCAGCAAACCUCAAACUCUGCGCGGCACAAAACAGGUGCUAUCCUGUGAAAAUGAAGUACCCAAAAGUUAUGCAGACAAGCUGGGCAGUAAGCAACCAGCUUUCCAGAUUCAUGUGGAUGAGCCUGAUAGUGCCUGCUCCAAGAAACAGGUGUCCCUCAAGGCCAAGCCCUCCACAGAGAUUCCACCCCUGACACUGAACCCAACAGUUACCCUUCUCAGGCAGCCUCUCUCCUCUCUUGAUAUACCAGCAACAUGUGUAUCUAACAUGAAUGUUAGUUUUGACGAUUCUCCCAUGGAUAUGUCGGUUAUUGAAGGCGACGAGAAGCCAGUGAACGUGGCAACGGAGUAUGCUGCAGAAAUACACACUUAUCUUAGAGAAAUGGAGGUUAAGUCCAGACCAAAAGCGGGCUACAUGAAAAAGCAGCCAGACAUCACCAACAGCAUGCGGGCCAUCCUCGUUGACUGGCUGGUGGAGGUUGGAGAGGAGUACAAGCUCCAGAACGAGACGCUGUACCUUGCCGUGAACUACAUUGACCGUUUCCUGUCUUCCAUGUCAGUCCUGCGGGGGAAGCUGCAGUUGGUCGGGACCGCUGCAAUGCUGUUGGCUUCGAAAUUUGAAGAGAUCUAUCCCCCGGAGGUCGCAGAGUUUGUUUACAUCACGGAUGACACUUACACGAAGAAGCAAGUGUUGCGAAUGGAGCAUCUGGUGCUGAAAGUGCUCUCCUUUGAUCUUGCCUCUCCCACCAUCAACCAGUUUCUCACGCAGUACUUUCUCACCCAGCCAGUCAGCAGCCAGGUGGAGAGCUUGUCAAUGUUCCUAGGGGAGCUCAGUCUAGUUGACUCGGACCCAUUCCUGAAAUACUUCCCUUCUCAGACUUCUGCUGCCGCUUUAGUUUUGGCAAAUCACACAGUAACAGGAGGCUCAUGGUCAAAGUCUCUGGCAGAGGUGACUGGCUACUCUUUAGAAGACCUGAUGCCUUGCAUAGAGGAUCUGCACCAAAUGUAUCUCAACACUGCUACGCAUGCACAGCAGUCGGUACGGGAGAAGUACAAGGGUGCAAAGUACCAAGAGGUCUCUCUCAUCGAGCCCCCAGAGAAGUUGUCAUUGAAUUGAUUUCUUUCCUUUGCUCACCAACGCUGAGAACUGGUUUAAUCUUCUUUUUUUUAUGCACAUUUUAAUAAUCUUUUUUACAUGACAUCUUGCCAAAAUGUCUAACUGAACCAUGGCGGCAAUCUUUUGCAGCUUUGGGCACAAUUUAGUGAUCUUAUUUUUAUAUGUACAAUCCUGUAGGAUUGUCUUUUAUGCUUGAUGCAACCCUGAGCUUUAAUGUAGUUAAUCAAGCAAUGUCAUCUGUCGGUCACUUCUCACUAGACAAAUGUGUUCAGUGGUUUUUAACUGUUAGAAAGCUGUACAGAUGCAUCUUUCAGUCUGCAUUCUUGUAAUAAAAAGUCAGCUUAUUUUUCCCUCUCAAACACAUGCUUGUGAAUAUUUCCUGACAUCUUUCCCGGACUAGCUGUCUUGGUUUUCUGAUAACUUGAUAUUUUAUAUGGGCUGUGUGGAUUUUUUUUUUAUAGCACAUUCUGUUCAAUGGUAUUCUAGCCAAAGUUGGACACUGAAGUCUAGUUUGGUUCAACAUUCCGCAGAACGGUGCCUUAUUUUAAUUGUACUUUUUUUUAACCACUUGCCUCAUUCAAAGGGGUCUGGUUGGGAGUUCACUUGUUAUCAAUCAAGGCAUCUGUGCUGUAAAAUAUCUUGUAAAUAAAUUCCAUUCCUUCCAAGA